Messenger RNA from Gossypium raimondii (Peruvian cotton), 1207 nucleotides. RefSeq lists its product as uncharacterized. Bases 170 to 982 code for a protein of 270 amino acids. The transcript is spliced from 2 exons. The record is from RefSeq and is a predicted model, not a curated record. Lineage: Eukaryota; Viridiplantae; Streptophyta; Magnoliopsida; Malvales; Malvaceae.
UGGAGAAAAGAAGAGAAAAAGAACACCCCUAUUACCUUGUUAUCCCAUCCAGGACGGCAAUGACUUUAGGCACCCUCUACGUUCCUAUAGACAAAUCUUGCUUAAUUCAUGGUCAUUUAUAUCUCUCACAUGUAUCAAACUCCAGCUUCACUUGGUCCUAGCCAGAAUCAUGCUUGACCGCCGGUACGGAGUUGCCGGAGAACAGAUUUCUUCAUUCAAUCCGGCCUACAAGAUUCAUAAUGAUUGUGACGGAACAGGAGAUAUUGAAUUUGAUUUCUGGAGUGAGCGUGAAGCCUGGUAUUACAACAGCAACAACUUGGAUGAUGUUGAUGUUGAUGGCAGUGAAGUUGAGUUCCAAGUUGAAGCAGCAUGCGAUGGGGAUAGUCCCUCGCCUUUAUGGGGAGCUAAUAAGGUGAGUGAUGCUUCUCCUCUUCUUCCCAACAACCACUUUUACAGUUAUCUUUCUCCUACAAGACGGAGACAAAUGAUCGAAGAAGGUAGGAAAGAACUAAUGGAGAUGAUCCGUAACAUGCCUGAGUCUAGCUACGAGCUUUCGUUGAAAGAUUUAGUUGAUAAGCAAAAUUCAUCGGAGACGGUCAAAGAGAAAGUUGUUUUAGAAGGCAAAAGCUUUCGUUUGGAAACAGAGAUUCGUACCAAGAAAAGAACGGCAAACGCAAAGGCUGGUUCAUUAUCCAGAACUGCUAGCAUGGAAACUGAUAAGCUCUUGUUAAAGAUGUUUUUCCCAAGCCGUUUGAGCUUCAAGAAGAAAUCAAUGGCUGAAAAUAGCUCCAAGGUUUCCCCAAGUCCAUCAUGUGAGGGAUCCGAGAAGCCGGUCGAUAAGCAGUGGUGGAUUAAAAAGAUUUUCAUCCAAAGGGAUCAUAAGAACAAAGAAGAUAGCUGCAAGAACAGCAGCAAAAGCAGGGAUGCAAAAGGAAGCUCCUUGCCUGGUUGCUGGCCAUUCUUCUUUUGCAAGAAAAGAUGAGCAAAAAGGCAAGAGAUAGGGAGAUAUUUCAUCACCUGACAGAGAUAACAGAAGAAGCAAAAGCAGACAGUUUUAAUACAGUGAUGGCAUUAGUCUCAUCCAGACACCCCAUCUGUAAGAUCUAAGAAAUUGAGAUGAAAAGCUGAGAUUUCUAAAACAGGAGUUUACCCCUUUUGUUGUUUGUGUAGCCUGAAAACAGGUCUAAUAAAACAGAAUUUUAUUGAA